Oncorhynchus keta (chum salmon) is the source of this 4861-nucleotide messenger RNA. Its product is annotated as E3 ubiquitin-protein ligase KCMF1-like. The record is from RefSeq and is a predicted model, not a curated record. Bases 2464 to 3486 code for a protein of 340 amino acids. NCBI's taxonomy places the organism in Eukaryota, Metazoa, Chordata, Actinopteri, Salmoniformes, Salmonidae. Gene Ontology annotation, biological process: synaptic signaling. The transcript has 7 exons. Gene Ontology annotation, cellular component: plasma membrane. Gene Ontology annotation, molecular function: zinc ion binding.
UGUAUUGCAAUGCAUUGGACAGGGCUCAUGAUGGCGGCCACCAUGAAUUUUCUCAACCUCCUGAUUGCUGAGUAGAAGCAGGCUGAUUCUUGAUAACGACAGUCUCCGUAUUUAUGAACAGUCAUGUUUCAAAGAAGUAAUACUUCUAGUGAGCGGUCGUUUCAUAUUCUAGCGAGUUAGCUAAUGCUAGGUAGCUUGCUAUCUAACGUAGCUAGCUAAUGUGAUGGUCCGACAGUCAGUUGCUAUAGCUAGGACUAGCUUUCUUCAAUGACAACGUCGUUAGCCUAGUAGUUAAGUUUCCAGACUGGCCUUUUUUAGGAAGGGUGAAUGCGUGGUGUGUGUUGGUAUGGCCACAUUGUUUUCGUAGGUAGUUUAGUUAACAAAUUAUUUCACUGGACUAAGUGCUGAAAUACUCCAUGCCACACAAGAAGGGUUUGGUCACUGAAUGCACUGUCAUCAAGGUAGUUUGAGGCCUCAGUCACAGUGGCCCAAACUUAACCAGGCAGCUAGUAGGCUGCUACCUAGUUUACUAACUAGUUCGCCCGUCUUCCACCUUCACUUAAUUAACGUUAUCUAGCUACCGGUGUUAUGGUUAAAUUCUUUAGCUAAUUAGCUAACUCAUUGGAUCCGUAGAGUAUGCUAGCUAACUGCAAACAGAGUGAAUCGACUAACUAGUAUAAGUAAGCUAGCUAGUUAAGUUGACCCUGUUAGAGCACGGUUUUGGAGAACACCCGGCAUCAACAUACUUGAUAGCUACUUGGACAUCUGUCUGGCUUGCUACACUUGUUGGACUACGUCAUAUUAGGUCUGGAUGAAUAGCCAGGUCUGGAUUUUGUUUCUCCUAUAGCGUUAACUAACUAAGGAUCUGUGCACUUAUGAAGGAAGGCCUGUCAGUGUAUGGUGAAAGUGUUCUCAGUCACUGUCCCUCCAUAGCUAUGUCAAAAUGACAUGCAGUUCCAAAUAGGCCUAAGCAGCACACCUUUAUCCAGAGUCCAGACAAGCAUUGCAUAGACACCCAUAGGUGUGACAGACACCAGGCAUCUGAAAACCAUUUGAGUAGUGUAGCAAGGGGUGUAACUAAAUGAUUUGGUGUCAUUUUUUUCCAUUAGUGCUUUAUUGGCAUCAAGAAUGGGAAGUCAAGGGCUGUUGUCAUCACAGAGCAAAGGCAAAUUCUCAAUUUGGAGAAUCCAGACAAUUUAAUGAUAAAUCAGUACAGAAGUUCUCAGAAAUGUCUGACUGUGGGUGCGUUCGUAAAUUAAUUCUGGCUAUUAUUUUAUUGAACCUUUAUUUAACUAGGCAAGUCAGUUAAGAACAAAUUCUUAUUUACAUUGAUGGCCUAACCAGGACGAUGCUGGGCCAAUUGUGCGCCGCCCUAUGGGAGUCCCAAUCACGGCCGGUUGUGAUACUACAGACCCUGGUUCGAUUCCAGGUUCUAACGCCUCUAGCAGUGCCUUAGACCUCUGCGCCACUCCGGAGCCCUACUCCGAUUUCUGAGCGCUCUCGUCUGGAGGAACCCUUACUCUAGAUGACAUGAAAACAGCCUAACUAGGGCGAGUAAAAUUGUCACUGAGGUGUUCUCUCAUUUGUGUCUGGAAGUAGCUGGCAAGCUAGCCAACUUUAGCAAGUUAGCUUGGGUGCUUGACUGCCAUUGUUAGGUCAGAACACUCAGAUCAACCCUAUUCCUCAGCCAGAGCAUCCAGUGUGCGCUCCAAGAGCAGACCGCUCUGAAUUUACAAACGAGACCAUAUGACAACUCUCUGAAUUUAAGAAUGCCCAGAGCGCGCUCUGAGUUUACUCUGGCACUCCAGAGUGAAUUUACGAACGUACCCUAAAUGUGAUCAAUGAACAGUAAGCAGCAUAGCCUAACCUUUUUCAGUUUCAGAAUUUUGAUUCUUGCUUUGUCAGUUACCUAAGGAGGGACGUGUCAAAUGCCUUGGCUUUAUGACAGCGGUGAAAUGGUCUCAUUUCAGCAGCACUAACAAAGUUGAGGUGCUGGUUAUAGCAGUUUACAUAGUGCCUGUUGGAAGGAGGAAUCUACAGUAUGUGUAUCAGUACAGUAUCACUACAAUCACCACGUGAAAUGAUCGAGAAAAACCACGAAGGGACAGCUAGAUGACAGUUUUGUGUUUAUUUUAAUUUUCACUCUGUCUAUACACUCUGUUUCUUUUCUCCUUAUCUCGUCUGUCCAUCUGCUGUUUAGGCCUGCUUAAUUUACUGCACUGUGAUAUAAAGGCCUGUUUUGCAUUUGCAACAACAAAUGCAAAUGAUUACGUACAAAUGCAUGAGAACUGGACAAGAUGGGACCCUAUUAUUCUGUUCUAGCCAGGUGUGAGCUGUGACGCGUGUUUAAAAGGGAACUUCAGAGGGCGCCGGUACAAGUGUUUAAUUUGCUACGACUACGACCUGUGCGCAUCGUGCUACGAGAGCGGAGCUACCACAACGAGACACACGUCGGAGCACGCCAUGCAGUGUAUAUUAACCAGGGUAGACUUUGACCUGUAUUACGGCGGCGAGGCGUUCUCAGUAGAGCAGCCCCAGAGCUUUUCCUGUCCUUACUGUGGUAAAAUGGGCUACACAGAGACAUCCCUACAGGAGCAUGUCACCUCAGACCAUGCAGAGACUUCCACAGAGGUGAUCUGUCCAAUAUGUGCUGCGUUGCCGGGCGGGGACCCCAAUCACGUGACUGACGACUUUGCUGCUCAUCUCACACUUGAACACAGAGCACCUAGAGACUUAGAUGAGUCCAGUGGCGUCCGGCAUGUGCGUCGGAUGUUCCACCACGGUCGUGGGCUGGGCGGUCCUAGGGCACGCAGGACCAACAUGCACUUUACUAGCAGCUCCACUGGGGGGCUCUCUUCCUCACAGAGUUCCUCUUACUCCCCCAGUAACAGGGAAGCCAUGGACCCUAUAGCAGAGCUAUUGUCUCAGCUGUCGGGCGUGCGGCGCUCGGCGGGUGGCCAGCUCAACUCGUCGGGCCCGUCUGCGUCUCAGCUGCAGCAGCUACAGAUGCAGCUGCAGCUGGAGCGCCAGCAGGCCCAGGCGGCCCGCCAGCAGCUGGAGACGGCCAGGAACGCCACACGACGCUCUAACCCCGGCGGCAACAUCAGUGCCACCAUCCCACCUCCCAGCGCCAACUCGGUCGGCGUGGCCGAGAGCAAUCCCAUGGCCUCCCACAGCUCCCAGUUCCUGCUCACACGUUUGAAUGAGCCCAAGAUGUCGGAGGCGGAGCGGCAGGCGCUGGAGGGUGAGCGCGCCGACCGCAGCCUGUUUGUCCAGGAGCUGCUGUUGAGCACGCUGAUGCGCGAGGAGAGCUCCUCUUCGGACGAGGACGAGCGGCGAGACUUUGCCAGCUUUGGGGCCAUGGGCUGCGUGGAUAUCAUGCCUUUAGACGUGGCCCUGGAAAACCUCAACCUCAGGGAGAGCGGUACUGGCGGUUACAACAGCAGCUCUAGGAGCUCUAAGGAACCUCCACCACCUCCUCUUUGAUGAUAUCCCAGCACCACGCAGACUUUGUCCUCUGUGCUGCCACUGCCAGUGACGGGCGGGUAGCAGGAUCUUUUGGGGUUUGUUUUUUGGUGAUUGUAAUUUCAGGUCUGUCACCUUUGUUACAUUUGUGUACAACCAUAAAAAAGGAGAGCGGGAGCGAUUGGGGAAAGUGCAAGUGGAUGAGUGCGCAGCACUAAGCGAGCGAGAGAUUGAGAGUAUAUAUAUAUAUAUAUCUCAAAUGUUGAUAAUCAGUUCUACACAACUAAUUUUUUCCUUUAGCAGGUAAGCAUUAGGUAGAUGUGGCAGAUCUCUCUUCCUGUUCUCAUGCAAAAUAAUCUCCUUAUAAAUACCCCACAUUCAAAACCUGAAGAGGAACCAGACACCACCCUAUGGUGAAGCUGCUGUGUGUAUUUAUGACUUAACAAAUAAAAAGUGCUUGGAUGGUUAACCAUAAACUACUGCAUGAGGUUCUUUGCAUCGUGCAUGACUUUUAAUGACCUCAUCAUUAAAAAGGGAGAGAGAAAAUAUCCCGACGCUUUCUCUCGCCAACCAUUUUAAACGGUUACUUGAAACAUGAUUUGAGUUUUUCCGAAAAAUGUGAUAUUGCAAAAAAAACUGACAUGCUGAAUAAUUUAGGAACUUUUUAAAACUUUUUUGUUUGAAAUAGAAAAACAACAUAUUGGAAUCUGCAGUAGCUUUAAAAAGAAAACAAUGCAAUGUGUUUAUCUCUCAGCUCCGGUUGGUCCUUCCCUACUUUGACAUCGUCUGACUAUAACAUCAACUUGCUGCACUAACAGCGAAACCCAAGAGAAACUCGAGACAUCUGCAUUCACUUAGCAGAUAAAAUAAUACAAUACCAGGAGCAGAAAAACAAGAUCUUGUCUCUGACAUUUUUCCUAGCUGUUGAUUGUUCUAGUGAGAUGCUGUGUGUAACCACCAGAUGUUGUUUCUAAUUUAUGCACCUGUACAGAAGAACUAGUCUCCCAUUCUCAUCGAUCGCACUCUACUCUUCUCCAUCUCUCUGCUUCUGUAGGCCCAGAUUCCCUAAGUUCAUUUUUAUUACUUUCUUUGAGGAAGGGGAGCGCGAGACUUUCCACAUUGCAGGCAUUGUUUUUUGUUCGACUGAAGAAUGAUUAUUUUUUUCUCAGCUAAGGAUAGCUUCUAUUUAUUUUUUAGUUUCUCUGAUUCUUUUAAGCCUUGUAAUGAAUCAUACCACCUCCAUGCCUAUACUCUUAUCCUCUGUAAAAUACAAUGAGAUGUAUAUUGAAUUUGUGCGUUAACUUUCAUAAUGGUUCUAGGAUAUGGGCAGACUUUUUUUUAUUUUUAAUGUAAAUUUAGAAUACAAUAAACUGCGCACAGCUUUUGAUGAAACCAA